AUGGGGUUUUUGCACGAAAUCACUCUUUUUUGUUUGGCGAUCUACACUUUCUGCUCAGUCACUAAGGCAGAUGACUUUCUUGGGUGCGGUGGCUUCGUAAAAUCGGACGUAGAGAUAAAUUUCUCCCGCAUUGAGAUCAAGCUGUACACACGAGCUGGAGCGCUGAAGUAUCAGACGGACUGCGCCCCCAACAAUGGCUACUUCAUGAUCCCAAUCUAUGACAAGGGAGACUUCACACUGAAGGUGGAACCACCGCAGGGGUGGAGCUUUGAGCCCACCAGCGUUGAUCUGCACAUCGACGGCGAAACGGACAAGUGCAGUCGGGGCGAAGACAUCAAUUUCAAGUUCACGGGCUUCAUGCUCAGCGGAAAGGUGCUGAGCAAGGGCCAAUCAGAGGGGCCGGCUGGUGUGUCAGUGUCAUUACAAAGGAAGGGAGGUGACGCGGCCGUGGUCCAAUCACAGACGUCGGCAGGAGGAGGCUACACCUUCAAGCAGGUUUUGCCGGGAGAGUACACCCUAGAAGCCACCCAUCCCAAAUGGACAUUUGUUAAGGCCAGUAUACCAAUCACCAUAGCCAGGGACAGUAGUUUGCCGGCUCCGCCCAUUAUCAUCUCCGGCUAUGAUGUCACAGGUCAUGUGAUGAGCGAGGGAGAGCCAAUCAAGGACGUGCAUUUCCUCCUGUUCUCGGAUACUGUAUCUAAGGAAGAUGUUACCCAGUGCGACACAACCCCAGUUAAAGGCUACACCAACGCGCAGGGCAAGACGCCGCUGUGCAGCGUAACAUCCACCGAGGAAGGGAAGAUAUCGUUUCCAAGUCUGCCCAGCGGCCAAUAUACGAUGGUUCCAUUCUACCAGGGUCAACACAUCACCUUUGAUGUCAUGCCAACAUCCAUGGAUUUCAGUGUAGCUCACGACAGCGUCACUUUACCGACGACGUUCAAAGUGGAAGGAUUCUCUGUCUCAGGACAAGUCUUGGACUCUGAAGGGGGGAAAGGCAUACCAGGAGUCAAGGUCAAAGUUCAAGACAGGUCAGAGGUCACCAGCAAAGUCGACGGAACGUACCAACUGGUCAAGAUUACGUCGGGGACCUAUGUGCUGACGGCCAGCAAAGACAAUAUCUUCUUCGAGCCGGAAACGAUGAAAAUCAAUCCCAAUACACCCAGACUGCCUGAUAUUAUAGCUUCAAGAUUUAGCCUCUGUGGACGCCUAGUCAUCGAUAAGAUGCCACCAACACUGCCCUCUGGAGGCAAGAGGAGGGUCAGUCUCGUACCCGAAGGAGGCUCGGCUAAGGACACCGUCUCCAUAGCGACGGAUAGUGAAGGCGCUUUCUGCUUUAAAGUGAAACCGGGCAGUUAUGUCAUGCAGCCGACCCUCAGCAGUGAGGAAAUGGCGGCCGGUCUGAAGAUUAUCCCGUCAGAGCAGAAGGUCCAGGUGAAAAAUGCGCCAGUCUUCGGCAUCAACUUCUCGCAAUUCAAAGCAGACGUACGGGGAGUCAUUAAAUGCAUUGAUGUUUGCGGAACGCUACAGAUCACCCUUCAUUCGGAGGCUGGGAUGGAGGAGAGAUCGCCGGCCCAGAUAUCCCAGCAGACUAAACAAGCCUCCUUCAAACUCAAAGAUGUCCUGCCUGGAAAAUACAAAGUGUCCGUGAUUCAGAAUCAUUGGUGCUGGGAGACUCCCUCCCUGGACAUUCAGGUGACAGACAGCGACGUGACGUCCUUAGAAUUCACCCAGACUGGGUACCUGCUGCAGUGCCACGUCUCCCAUCCCAUUGCUAUGUUGUACCAUCACACCAAGUCGCCCAAGCAGUCCAAGGAGAUAGAUCUCGCCAAGGGACUGAACCAGUUCUGUCUGGAGAGAUCCGGAUCGUACCAGCUGACGCCGCUAUCCUGCCAUAAGUUUGACCAAGAGUCGUACAACUUUGACACCUCAUCUCCAGCCAUGCUGGCUUUGACGGCUACCAAGCACCUGAUGACUGGCGCCAUCGUUGCUAAGCAACCGUCCUCUGACAUCACGGUCUCCAUCAGGUCAUCCAUUGAAGCAGAACCGUUAGUUCACUUGGGACCGCUGAAGUCACAGAAGGAGCUGGAGGAGGAGGCUAAACCAAAGGCCAAACCCACAAAGAAAGGAAAAGCAACAGCGGCUGAAGAAGAGACUAAGGUGGUGGAGGACACAGGCCCCUCUGUGUAUGAGUUCACCUAUUGGGCCAGAAACGGAGAGCGGCUUGAAAUCACUCCUUCCUCUAAAGUCAUCCUCUUCUACCCAGCGAAGGCACAGGUCACGAUACAGGCUGGUGACGACUGCCUUGGAAAGGUCGUAGAGUUCGAGGGUCGCGCCGGGGUCUUCAUCUCGGGUCAGGUCAAGCCGGGUCUGGGAGGGGUCAAGAUAUCGGUGACCUCGAGGUCACUAGAAGACAAAGAGGUCAGGCCGGCGAUCAACAUUGACACGGCGAAGGACGGACGAUACAGGAUUGGUCCGUUACCAGACACAGCUGAAUAUGAUGUUCAAGCAUCCCUGGAGGGGUAUGUACUAACCAAAGUUGAGGGGACGGUCGGCGAUUUCAAGGCGUCCAAACUCGGUGAAAUUACAAUCCAGGUUGUAGAUGAGGAGGAUGUCCCCCUCCAGGGGGUGCUACUCUCACUCAGCGGCGGGACCUUCCGCAGCAAUAACUUGACGCAGGCCAGUGGCAGUCUGGUCUUCACGGGUCUGGGCCCGGACCAGUACUUCCUGCGUGCUCUGAUGAAGGAGUACAAAUUUGAACCAGGAUCACAGAUGAUCAGUGUUGAGGAGGGUUCGGUCAUCAAACUCAAAAUCAAGGGCUCCAGGGUCGCAUUUAGUUGCUUUGGUGUGGUAGCAUCACUGAACGGAGAGCCCGAGCAGGACAUAGCCCUGGAGGCCCAGGGGGUGGGCGAUUGCGGUCAGGUGGUGGAGGAAGGCAUCUCAGAUCAGGAGGGAAAGUUCAGGAUCCGAGGACUUCAGCCGGAAUGCUCCUACGAGCUGAGACUGAAGUCUGGUGAGGCCAACGGUCACAUUGAGAGGGCCGCUCCCAAAACACAGAUCAUAAAGGUGCAAGGGAAGGACAUAGCUGAUCUUCAUAUCAUUGUCUUCCGUCGCCUCAACCAGUUUGAGAUAGGCGGGAACGUGAUAACGCCCAGUGAACAUUUAGCAACGCUUAAGGUACUAUUAUACAGCGAAGAUAAUCUAGUAUCUCCAGUGCAUACGUUAUCACUAGGCAGUAGCUGUUUCUUCCAGUUCCCCUCGCUACCAAACGACGGAGCGAGGUACGUCAUGCGUCUAGAAUCGUCGUUAUUAAAAUCCAGUUGGGAAUACACUCUACCAGAAGCUAGCUUUAGCACGGAGGGCUACUUCAAGCAUAUCACCUUACAAUUCAACCCAGAGAGACGUUCCGUCGAUCAGGAGGUCUCCAGCGGUUCACAUCUAGCAUUACCCCUCAUAGCUGCACUGAUAGCCAUUGGACUGAACCACGCAAAGCUUUUGCCCAUACUUCAACAACUGGGCCAAAACUUGAAAGGCCUGCGUUCCCCGGGCAGCGCGGAGGGGCGCGACAUGGGCGGGGCCGGCGACCAAGACACCAGACCCAAGAAGAAGCCCAAGACACGCAAGACAUAAAAUGAGCAGGUUUGUAGAAUAGACCAAUCGCGGCUCUCCAGGAGUUUGCCGAUUUGCCACGUUGUCCGGCUUUAAUCAGGAGCCAGAAAAUUUGAGAGAGACUGAAGUAAACAAAGUAAUUUUCUCUG
Patiria miniata (bat star) is the source of this 3755-nucleotide messenger RNA. Its product is annotated as nodal modulator 1-like. The record is from RefSeq and is a predicted model, not a curated record. Lineage: Eukaryota; Metazoa; Echinodermata; Asteroidea; Valvatida; Asterinidae. Gene Ontology annotation, molecular function: carbohydrate binding. Gene Ontology annotation, cellular component: endoplasmic reticulum membrane. The coding region runs from base 1 to 3627 and encodes 1208 amino acids. The transcript is spliced from 29 exons.